This is a messenger RNA of Suncus etruscus (white-toothed pygmy shrew), 252 nucleotides long. It is a transcript of the gene APLN, whose product is annotated as apelin. The transcript is spliced from 3 exons. Gene Ontology annotation, molecular function: apelin receptor binding; hormone activity. Bases 22 to 252 code for a protein of 76 amino acids. Gene Ontology annotation, biological process: signal transduction. The record is from RefSeq and is a predicted model, not a curated record. Lineage: Eukaryota; Metazoa; Chordata; Mammalia; Eulipotyphla; Soricidae.
CGCGGAGGCCCUCGGAGCAGCAUGAAUUUGAGAUUCUGCGUGCAGGCGCUCCUGCUGCUUUGGCUGUCUCUGACCGCCGUGUGUGGAGGGCCCCUGGCACAGCCUUCUGACCGGAAGGGGCUGCAUGAAGCCAAUGUUCACACACCACAACCCAGAAGUUCUAAGAACCUACAGGGGUCUUGGCCUGGAGCUAAGAGGAAAUUUCGUCGCCAGCGGCCACGCCUCUCCCACAAGGGCCCCAUGCCUUUCUGA